UUAGUUACGUUUCUGAACGCAACUUUUAGCUGUCAUUUUUUGACAAGUGUCAAUUGAAAAUCAUAACCUUAUCAUAUCUGUGUUAUCGAAUCAAAUAGUUUUGUUGUUGUUUUAGUGAAUUAGUAUACAUAUUUUACAAAAUAAACAUGACAAAUGGUGCGAGUUCGUCCGAAAGUUUCGACAAGAGCCGUAUGUUAGUAGUAAGGAAGCUUUUGAGUUGCAACUUGAAUCGAACACAGAAAUUCCUAGUUAUGAGAAAUUAAUUUCGUUUAUUGAAAAGCGGAGCCAAGCAUUAGAGAACAGUGUUGGUAAGUCGUUAACAUUAACUAGUAAACCAGUGUAUAGUAAGCCAGUGUCGAAUAAGGCUAAGCCUGCUCUCCUUGUGCCGCCAGUGAGCAACUGUGCCAUGUGUUCCGCACCGGGACACAAAUUGGACAAUUGUACUAAAUUUUUGGAACUGCAGCCAUUGGAAAGGUUUGCUCAGGUUAAGGAGAGGAGACUUUGCAUACUUUGUUGUAGGCCAUCCCACUCGGUUAAAAAUUGUAAAUCAUCGGUGACUUGUGGCAUCUGUAAGCACAGACACCAUACAUUAUUGCAUUUCAAUAAGGAUAAGGAGUUGGAACCAACAGCUCAGCCGACCCAAGUGGCAUUGGCUGUGCAUAAUGCAAAUGCACCAAGUUUGUUCUCGACAGCUAUCGUGCUGAUAAAAAAUAAAUUUAAUAAUUUUGUGCCAAUCCGAAUGCUGAUGGAUAAUGCUUCUGCUUGUAACUUUGUAUCAUUGAAGUGCGCUCAAAAACUGGGAAUACCAAUUAGAAAUAACUCACCAACGGUGAACGGUGUUGGUCUUUCGUCGACUGACACUUUUGGAAUUGUCGAUUGUGAGAUAGUUCCAUCGAAUGGGGACUCCUCAUGCAAAUUUUCGUUUGAAGCGUUCGUGCUUCCCAAGAUCUGUCAUGAUAUGCCACCAGAACCACUGAAUGUCUCUUCUUGGAGGCAUCUGAAGGAUUUAGAUCUCGCUGAUCCGUCUUUUCACAAAUCUGGACCUAUAGACAUGUUGGUUAACGUCAACCUUUUCGCUGCUGCACUACAAUCUGGCGUUGUCAAGGGCAACGCAGAUGAGCCCAUAGCUGUCCGCACUGUUUUCGGCUGGUUGGUGAUGGGUGAGUGCCCUAUAAACGUUAACACUUCUCGUUCUCGUUGUCAUAAAGGUUCAGAAGGUGAUACUCAGAGGUGCUAUCUCGUGUCGAGUCUAUCGUUAGACAAUAAUAUCAAGCGCUUCUGGGAACUGGAAAGUGUAGAUCCUCCCAAAAAUAUCGUUUUGUCGAAAUCAGAAAUGUCGUGUGAAAACCAAAUGGAAACUUCAUAUUGUCGCACUCCUGAGGGUAGGAUGGUAGUACCAUUAACUUAUGUCGAUCCUCAGGAUAAACCCAGGUUUUCAAAUUGUCGUGAGAUAGCUCUCAAGCGUCUCUUAAAUUUAGAGAGGAAAUUCAAAUUGAAUCCUCAGUUUCGGACAGCUUAUGUCAAUUUCAUGGAUGACUACCUUAGUUGCGGUCACAUGGUGGAAGUUGAUCCUCCCUUGUCGUCUGAAGGUCAGUUUUAUUACAUCCCCCACCACGGAAUUUUGCGCCCUGACUCCUCCACUACUCCUCUUCGUUGUGCUUUUGACGCCAGCGCCCAAGAUUCUUCAGGGAAGUCCUUGAAUGAUACACUGCUCGCCGGCCCUAAAUUGCAAAAUAACAUAUUUGACUUGUUGGCUCGUUUUCGAUGGCAUGCAGUAGUGUUCACCGGUGACAUCAAACAAAUGUACCGGCAGUUCCUUGUCGAUUUGCAGGACUGCGACUAUCAGCGCAUUUUGUGGCGUCCGUCACCUGAUGACCCUGUGAAAGAUUAUCGUUUGCUCACAGUGACCUAUGGUGUGUCCUGUGCUCCAUAUCAGGCGCUCUGGUGCAUAUCGAAAUUAGCAAAGGAGUUUUCGUCUCGUGCUCCUCAAGGUGCUGCAGUGUUGGCUAGGGAUGCGUAUGUCGACAACGUCGUUUCAGGUGCAGACUCAGUCGAGGAUGCGUUAGUGUUACGACAACAGUUGGUGCAAAUAUUAUCGUCUGCUCAGCUUCAUCUGCGCAAAUGGACCUCUAAUAGCCCUGAAUUCUUAGGCAGCUUGCCUGGUUCAGAGCUGUAUUCAGAUCAACUUCACAAUUUCGAAAACGUCCAUGAUUUAUCGUUAAAAAUUCUCGGUUUGUCGUGGCUUCCUAAGGAAGAUACUUUCACAUUCAAGACCUCCUUGAAUGAUUGUCGUUGUACGAAGCGAUCGAUCCUCUCGGACAUCGCUCGUAUCUUUGAUCCUCUAGGUCUAUUGUCGCCUGUCAUUGAGGCGAUGCUGAACUCACGGCCUUUGUCCCCUGUCAGCUCAGACCCAAACGACCUGUCAGUGUUGACCCCCGGACAUUUCCUUACUUUGGAGCCGCUCACCAUAUUGCCUGAAAGCAACAUGGUCGAUGCGAAAUUAGGUCCACUUCAGAGAUGGAAAUUGUUACAAAAGAUCCAUCAGGAUUUCUGGCAGGCUGAACAAUUAAUUAAAAGGAAGUUCGCAGAAGUAUUUUCACCUGGCUGGGGAAACUUUGAAGGCGAGGAAAUAACUUUAAAACUGAAACCAGACACACUCGGAGGCGGCAAGCGAUGGGCAAGGCCAGUCCAGGCGAACGGGCUGAUGCUCGCGGCGCACCGCUACCGCUACCCCUCCACCACGCGCCAUGCCGCUCGAGUCCACAGAUCUGUCGCAGCGAUACACGAUGUACCUAUUAUCAAACAGUUCCCCGUCAUAAAAGUUAGAAUUUAA
Cydia splendana is the source of this 2833-nucleotide messenger RNA. RefSeq lists its product as uncharacterized. The coding region runs from base 407 to 2833 and encodes 808 amino acids. NCBI's taxonomy places the organism in Eukaryota, Metazoa, Arthropoda, Insecta, Lepidoptera, Tortricidae. The transcript has 5 exons. The record is from RefSeq and is a predicted model, not a curated record.